This is a messenger RNA of Aplysia californica (California sea hare), 357 nucleotides long. Its product is annotated as acrosomal protein SP-10-like. Lineage: Eukaryota; Metazoa; Mollusca; Gastropoda; Aplysiida; Aplysiidae. Bases 1 to 357 code for a protein of 118 amino acids. The record is from RefSeq and is a predicted model, not a curated record. The transcript has a single exon.
AUGGGUCAACACAUCAUGGGUCAACACACCAUGAGUCAACACAUCACGGGUCAACACAUCAUGGGUCAAUACACCAUAGGUCAAUACAUCAUGGGUCAACACAUCAUGGGUCAACACACCAUGAGUCUACACAUCAUGGGUCUACAUAUCAUGGGUCUACACAUCAUGAUUCUACACAUCAAGAGUCAACGCAUCUUGGGUCAACACAUCAUGAGUCAACACAUCUUGGAUCAACACAUCAUGAGUCAACACAUCAUGGGUCUUCACAACAUGGGUCUACACAUCACAAUGCAUCAAGAGUCAACACAUCAUGGGUCUACUGCAGACCAUAAGUCCGCCCACCAUAAGUUUACAUGA